This is a messenger RNA of Phyllotreta striolata, 1727 nucleotides long. The record is from the annotation of a GenBank genome assembly. Lineage: Eukaryota; Metazoa; Arthropoda; Insecta; Coleoptera; Chrysomelidae.
CGAAAAGCAAGAUACCGAGCAUUUACAAACUCUAAUUUGAACAUUAUAAUAUAUUAAAAGCACAUUUCUAGUUUAAACACAGUUAAAUACAGAUUCCAAUUAGUUUUUAAAAGUUUAUAGCUGCAGUUUUCGAUCGAAGCUCGCCCGAUUAAAAUGUCUUCUACAUUCGCGCCACAGCGCGGUCCAAAACCACCGCCGGAUCCCAAAACAAUCCAACGAAUUUUGGACGAAAACGGCCAUUUAAUCCAAGUCAUCCAAGAGCACCAAAGCAAAGGCAAAGCCCAAGAGGUGAUGCAAAUGCAAACUACGUUGCACAGAAAUUUAGUGUACUUGGCUACAGUUGCUGACUCAGCGCACAAUAUGAAUUCGCUCUUGCCGAUGAUCCAACCACCAGGCCCUGCACCGGCUCAGCCGCCCAAUCACAAUCCUCCGCCUCCGAGCGACCAGCAGCACAACGUGAACAAUUACAAUCCCCAGCAGCAGCCCCCUGCUCCUCCACCGGGCGGAUUUAGACAACAACCGGGACCCCCGCAACGUCCCGGAGGCCCGCCGGGUCCUCCGCAUCCUUAUCCACAACGAGGAUAUCCGCAGGGACAGUACCAGAAUCAAUAUCCGCCUAAUCAAGGGCCCAAUUAUCCCCCUCAAGGGUACGCCCCGCCGCCCAAUCAACCGCCCGGCUAUCCUCCGAAUCCUCCGCCUCCGGCCAAUUACGGGCAACCUCCUACGACGGCUCCGCAGCCCCACAGUAAUUACCAACCUCAAGGGGCGUACCCGCAACAGCAACAACCGCCUACGGCUCAACAACAGCAACAACAAGGCCAGCAGGGCGGCCAGCAACAACAGUGCCCGACGUCCACCAAUUACGCCGCCCCCACCAGCGGUCAGAACCAGCAGAGCGGCGGCGGCGGCGGCGGCGGUCAAUAUCCCGGCAAUCAGUACCAGUACACGUACGCUCAGGGAUACGGGAAUCCCCAAUCACAAAAUCCGAAUCAAUGUUACGGUAAUCAACCGAACACCGCUCACAGCCCUACACCGACGUGCGGUACUCCUGCUCCCGUAUCGCAAACUUACACCCAAGGAGGAACAUAUCCGCCGAACUCGUCUGGCUCCAGUAGCAAUUUUACAGCACCGCAAAACUACCAAGGGCCUAAUCAGUGCUCUACAUCUCCAACUAAUUACGCAUAUCAACCGCCGCAAACGGGAGCGGGAGCGUAUCCAUCUCAACAAUACAGUCAACAGCAAUACUAUCGACCGCCUCCAGCUCAAGGUCCACCGGGUCCUCCUGGACCGCCUGCACCGCCAGGACCUCCACAAGGUGGAUAUGCUUACAAUUAUCCACCUCAACCUAAUCCUCAGUAAUGCUCGAACAAAAAUUCGACAUUUAUUAAGUAAAUUAAUCAAUUUCAAUUUAAAUUAUUGACAUGUUUGAUCGAUGUAUUUUUUUAUAUUAAUUAGGGUUAAUAUUUUAAUAUGUGGAAAAUUUCGUUUUCAAUUCAAGUCUCUUACAGAGUUGGGUCAAGUACUUACUUUUUUAUUGUAUUUCAUUUUUUUGGUACGUGUUGACUUUUAGCUCUUGGGUACUUUAUCCAGCUCAAAAUUCUAAUUGGCUAUCUUCUAAUUAAAAAUCGGUGUCAUUUAGCUCUGAUGCAUUUGUUGCAUGACAAAAGAAUCAGGUAAAUAAGUGUCCAAACGUUGUAUUAAUAAUUGUAAUUACAGACCUAAAUUAA